AUGCCCGGCGUCCCACUAGAUGCCUUAGCCCAAGUCAAACGAGGCCUCCGCAGCCUCUUCGGCCGCCGCAAAAAGAAGAAGCAGCCGACGCAGCCGGAGCCUCCACCUAGCUCCAAUGCCCAUAUCCAGACCGCAACAGCGGUCGCCGCUUCGCCGGUAGAAGCUCCAGCGACGAGCAACAGGAGCGUCACGGAAGCCGAGGAUGCUAUCGAAAACGGUACGACUUGGGUCCAAAGGGCCUCGUUGGCAGACAGACAGCCGCAGCUGACCUUAUCCUAUCCAGAAGAGCGCCUCCAUCAUCCACCACCGCAUCCCGCAGCAGAACUUACACCCGCAACAGCGGUCUCCUUGAUGCCCGAUCCUCCACCCGCAACAACUACCGCCCCUCUGUCUUCCGGCCUCCCGGCUUCCCAGCAUCACAUCGCCGCACCCUCUCAGAUCGAAGAAGCGAAAGAGAUCGAUCUGAACCCAGCCCGCGAUAUCAAGACCGGAGAAGGUGGUGGUGGUGGUGAUAUCACGACUGAAUCACACGAAGGCAAGAAUGGCUCCAGCGAUGGCAGGCCCAAGCUCAAGCCCGACAACGAGACAGGCAUGAGCGCUACAAGUGGGCCGAUGGGGGACCACAUGGCGGAAGUAUGGAGGGAUAGCGACGUAGGUUUGAAAGAGGGGAGGCCUGAAGGUCUAGAAGGCGAAGCAGGGGGUUGGCAGAAGGGGCCGGAGGGGAAGGGGAGGGUGGGAAGUUCUGACGGUGGGAAGGGGGUGAGCUGGCUUGGUAUCCGGCUGCUAAGGGUUGGUCGGGUGAUGAAGAAAUUGAAACGCCGUACGAAGUGCCCGGAGCCCCGUGUUCUUUCUUUCGCUGCAUUGGUCUGA
Messenger RNA from Letharia columbiana, 870 nucleotides. RefSeq lists its product as uncharacterized. NCBI's taxonomy places the organism in Eukaryota, Fungi, Ascomycota, Lecanoromycetes, Lecanorales, Parmeliaceae. The transcript is spliced from 2 exons. Bases 1 to 870 code for a protein of 289 amino acids. The record is from RefSeq and is a predicted model, not a curated record.